CGCUCGCCACUACCGGAGCCGCCGCCGCGGGAGGAGGGGCCGAGGCCAUCCCGGCGGCGGGGCCGAGGCGCUGAGGCAGGCCGCCCUGUGGCUGAGGCGCGCCGGCCUCCCGCCCUCGCCGCCACCGGCAGCCGGGGCCUGCCCGCGGCGCGCUCCGGGGCUCGGGACGCCGUCGUCAGCCGGCUCCGGGGCCCGGGCGGCCCCAUCUGAGGUGAGGUGGCCCGGCGGCCGGCUGCGCGGUCUGGUCUCCGUGUCUUCCCACCGGUUUUUCUGUCUCUCCUGGGGCUUUUUGAAAGAGCGAUGAAGUCUUAAACACAACAGUUUCCUGUAAUUGUUCUGUCCACCGUGUAUAUAAUCCUGUUUUUCAUACUUUGUGGCUUUAUAACUUCAGUUUUCGCAAGCAGCUGUUUCGUUCCGCAUCAGCCGUGGCAGGUCUGUAGCAAUGGCGUCAGGAACAGCACUGAUUUACGAUGAGGAGAUGACCACUCAUAGACUACUUUGGAGCGAUCCUGAUUGUGCUAUUGAAGUGCCAGAAAGACUGUCAUCAUCCUAUGAGCAGCUUAAAUCUUACCAUCUUGUGGAAAGAUGUGUCCUUGUGCCUGCCCGAGAAGGAAGUGAGGAGGAGAUCUUGUUGGUUCACAGUUCAGAACACUUGGAAGUGGCAAAAAGCACCCAGACAAUGAAUGAAGAGGAACUGAGAAGAGUCUCUGGAAAUUAUGAUGCUUUUUUCUUUCAUCCGAACACUUAUCGCUGUGCCAGACUAGCAGUAGGAGCAACUUUGCAGCUGGUGGAUGCUGUGAUGUCAGGAAAAGUGUGCAAUGGAAUGGCAUUGGUAAGACCUCCAGGUCACCACAGUCAGAGAAAUGCAGCUAAUGGGUUCUGUUUAUUCAACAACGUUGCUAUUGCAGCAGAAUAUGCAAAACUGAAAUACGGUCUACAGAGAAUCCUAAUUGUCGACUGGGAUGUGCACCAUGGGCAAGGAACUCAAUACAUAUUUGAAGAGGAUCCAAGUGUUUUGUAUUUUUCCUGGCAUCGGUAUGAACAUCAGGAAUUCUGGCCAUCACUCAAAGAAUCUGAUUAUGAUGCUGUGGGUCUGGGAAAAGGAAAAGGUUUUAACAUAAAUUUGCCUUGGAAUAAGAUUGGGAUGGGAAAUUCAGAUUAUCUUGCUGCAUUUUUCCAUGUGUUGCUUCCAAUGGCUUUUGAGUUUGAUCCUGAACUGGUUCUUGUCUCCUCUGGAUACGAUUCUGGAAUUGGAGACCCCGAAGGUCAGAUGAAUGCCACUCCUGAGGUUUUUGCCCACCUUACCCAUUUCCUGAUGCAGUUAGCUAACGGAAAGCUAUGUGUCAUCCUCGAGGGUGGAUACCACUUAAAGUCAUUGUCUGAAUCAGUCUGCAUGACUGUAAAAACUUUGCUUGGAGAUCCUGUACCUCAAAUAACUGGAGAAAUGGCACCUUGCCUAAGUGCUGUUGAAUCUAUUCAAAAUGUGAGAGCAGUACAUAAACCCUACUGGAAAUGGUUGAUGUAUGAAGACACGUCAUUUUUACAAAAUUUGAGCACCAAAUCACACCUACUAAAGAAGGCUAAUACAAAUCCCUCCACAGAACAAGAAUCGAAGAUGACUAACAAUGAUGAAAUUGCCAAAGUAGAAAGGUUUUUGGAACUGCACAUGAAAAAUAUUCUAUUUCCAGUGCCUCCCAUCAAAACAGCAACGACAACUGACUCUAAAGGUUCAGCAAAUCUGGUCCCUGUACCCCUUCAUUUGGUGAAGGAAAUGGACAAAACUGAAAUAAAAGCUCUUGUCAGUGGCUUUUAUGCAGACCUUGUGAAAGAGGACGAAAUGUGUCUAUCUCUUGGCAGGAUGUUGCCCAUCCUAGAUAAAAUACUUAAGAAGGAGGUAUGCAAUGGAAUUGUAGAAUCACCCAGAGCUGCUGUUUCUGUUGCUGUUGCACUAAGACAUUCUGUUCGUUUUGGAUUUCAAAGAGUGCUUUGUAUAUUUAUUGGAGACAUGCAAAUUAUACCGAACACAGAAGAUGGAAAAAUACUUAUGCUGCAUAUUUGUGAGAAAGAACAGUCUGGAAAGACCAGCUCCAAACACUAUAUUUCUCUAAACUGGAAAGAGGAUGCUGAAGGAAAUGACUUCUUUCCUGCUGUACUUGGAUUCAUUCUUCCUGUAGCAUACAGUUAUCAACCUAACUUGACAGUAAUAGCUGUUGGACCAAACAGGAGCCUCGGAACAAGUGAAAUUUCUCUGCUUUUUGCUUUACUACAAGGAUUAGCCGAGUCCCGAAUUUUUGCAGUGAUGGAGGACACAGAGAUAAAUUUAAUGCAAAGCGUAGCCAAAGCAUUAGCGGGUGCUUUUACACCUCACUUUGGAGUUUAUGUACCUCCUACUCAAGAAAAAGUAAAUAAAAUAAAAAUAUUAAGAGACCAGUUUCAGCAGGAAUGGAAAAUGCUUCAGUGUUCAGUGAGGUAUGGGAUUUCAAGAAAUUGACUUCACUUCAGAAUCAUUUUACACAGCAGAAGAAAAUGUGUCGCUGUUCGUGUAGCCUUUUAAACCAUCAGGGAAAGGGACGGUUGAUCUCUGAACAGAAUAAACAGCCAUUCACAAUUGUCUCCUGUUUUUAAAAUACUUAAAAUCCAUAUUUUCAGCUAGGGAACUGGGUGCUUGCAAAUUCUAUAUUGGCACUAAUCAUUCAAGACCAAGACUUCAAAGCAUCUCCUGUACUUCAUCGCUGCAAAUUGGGGCCUACGUCAUUGGUGACAUUGAAGAAUCAGGCUUGCAUGUGCAGUAGCUUGGCUGCAUGAAUGUUAAAGAAGUCCAGAAGACAGGAAUCUAAAAUAAGCAGUCAUAAUAGCCAAAACAAUUUAAUGUUAUUCGACAUAAUUGCUGCCGUCACCACCAUUUCUCUGGGAGUUUAAAUUUAACAACUGGUCCUGCAGAUUAAUGAAAUUUCAUUUCAUAAUCCCAUUGAAAAGAUUCACCUGAUGUGGGCUAUUUUAGUUUUUCUAAUGAGUAAUUGUCAAUUGCGUUGGCAUUGGAAUUGUUUUGCUCCAAUUGACAAAUUGAAUUGCUGUCUCAGAAGUUAAGGAAGAAAAGCAGCCGAGCAGCUAUAGCACGUGCAUUUCAUCUACAGCAGACCUGCAUGGUCGAGAUGAAUUUCCUGACCUACACCAGGCAUUUAUUACUGGAACUGUGCGUACACAUGUGAGGUGAUUUAAUCUCUUUCUAAUGCAUAGAAUUAAGUUAGGAUUGGUUAUGAAAACGUAUUCCAUCUGAAUAUUUGAUUUACAGCAAUGUUAAUAGAAAUCAAACCUUCAGCUCACCAUGAGAGAAAAAUAAUUUUGCAUACAUAAAAAAUUACAAAUACAUAAUUGAAUAAAGCAGCAUAAAGGGGACUUCACUGUGCCCUCUUUUCAAACGUAAAUUGUCUGUAUAACAGAGGAGAACCCCAAAGCCCCAGAGAUUCAGUAGUGGCCUAAGGCUGACAGCACGUGAACGCUCAAAAUUAAAUAAACACCCCGAGGCACCAGCCAUAGCAUGCCUUAUUCUGCAGCAUCCCGGGUAUGAUUUUUGGGCUCAUUUUCAAGAGCACUGCCCUGUGAUUGUGACUUCAAUAAUAUGACCUUUUGAUUUCAGACACUUCAGAUCAUGUUUAUACACAAUUAGACAGGAUUCCUACUGGUGGUGCUACUGGGAUCAGCUUUGCAUGAUCUAAGUAACUAAAUCUGUUUUUGCAGUCCUCUUUUUAUAACUCUUCCCAGUUACUCCCUUUGCAUUCAUACUGGUUUUCAGUGUUUGCUGGAUGGGAAACAAUACCCAAUCCUUGAAACUGGGCAACGACCAAACUUAAGCUUCAACACUUUUCAGAGCAGGAAAUCUGUUGGCUUAUUCUUCUCUCUCCCCCCAAAAAAACCCUUAUGUUGUUGUGGACAAUUCAGCAUUUUCAAGUAAAAAGCAUUUUCUCAGAAAUAUCUCGACUCGUUCCCUUUUAUCUGCCUUCCUUCAACUGGAUUUCUACAGCCAGUGUUUGAAUGAUGCCAAUGAUGUAUUUCAAUGUGUGUUUUUCUAAGAUCUUGAUUCAAUUUAUUAAAACAUGAAUUAAGACCAAAAAAA
Phalacrocorax carbo (great cormorant) is the source of this 4114-nucleotide messenger RNA. Lineage: Eukaryota; Metazoa; Chordata; Aves; Suliformes; Phalacrocoracidae. The record is from RefSeq and is a predicted model, not a curated record.